This is a messenger RNA of Podarcis lilfordi (Lilford's wall lizard), 16642 nucleotides long. NCBI's taxonomy places the organism in Eukaryota, Metazoa, Chordata, Lepidosauria, Squamata, Lacertidae. The record is from the annotation of a GenBank genome assembly.
CCCCGCCGCAGUGCGCAUGAGCGGGUCGGCGGCGGAAGGCAGGGCCCGCGAGGAGGAGCCCCGGGAGCCGCCGCCGCCGCCGCCGCCACCGACCCUCCUCCCGCCUCCUCAGUGUCCGCCUCAGCCGGCCCGGGAGGGGAGAGAGGCCCGCGCGCAGCCCCCACCAUGGUGAGGCCCUUCGGCCCCGGCAGGGAGGGAGAGCGGGCGGAGGGAGGAAGCGCCGCCAUCGCCUGGCAACGCGGGGCCUAGUCGGGGGUGGGGGGGGAGAGAGAGAGAGACAGUCGGGGGGUGCAAGGGUUGGGGGGGGCGGCCUCGGCGCCGGUGAGAAGCAGCCCGGCCCUCACCCAGUUCCCACAAGCCGCCUAUGCUGAGAGGGUGGGGGGCUUUGAGAUAUAGGGGCUGGGGUCGGCCCUUGUGUGGAAAUCCACCCCCCACCCCCCUCAGGGAGCUGAAGUGGGGGUGGGGGUGGGAUUUGGGGGUGCCCCGUUGGGGUGUAUGGAGGGGCUCCAAAGGGUUUGCGUGUGGCUGGGCUUCAGGGGUUUCUGUAUAUGAUGUGUCAGGAAGGUUUAGGGUUAUUUUUCUCUUCUCCCCCCCCCCCAAAAAAAAACACUUUGGAGGACUGGUGGGGUAACUGGUAGGGGGAGAAAAACCCCCUGGGCAUAUGGGUGCUGCUUGAUCUUGGGUGCCUGGGCCUCCUCUUCCUUGUUUCGUUUUUUUCUUUUUCCUUUUCCCUCUAUCUCUCUCUCCAACCUGGGGGAAGCAUCUCUCUCCCUCUCUCUCUUUGCAUGCUGCACCUAUCUCUGUUUGCAGUUGCGUUUUGUGCAGACACCUCUUUUGUUGCGGUGUGUGUGUGCACGUGUGCAUGCAAGCAGGCGGGUACUCCAGAGAGGGUUAGCUGGGGUUAGCCUGGUUUCAGCAGAAGCUCCCCCAAGUGCCUCGUGGCACCUCAAAAGACAGUUUUAAACCCUGUGAAAGCAUCCGUGGGCAGCAGCAGCAGCUGCAUGGUGGUUGUCCUUAACUGGCAGUAGGGGUGGCAUCCUGGCACUUUGUCCUCCAGCUUUGCCUUGUGGCAGGCAUUGUUAAAUCUGCAGCACGUCAUGAGGCUGGUGCCCAGGAGUUGCCGCUCAGUACAGGACAGGACCUGGAAGAGAAAGUGGAGGAAAUGUGCAUGUUGCCCUCUGCGGCCCCCAGCCAAAAACUGCUUCAGAGUGACAUAAAUGACCUAUGGAAAGGCCCAUUUUGCCAAUGGACAGCUCCAUAACCCAGCGGUUGCUCACUUGCAACAACUGGCCGCCUGAUAGAAGCUCAGACAAAGGGGCUGAGCCCUGCUAUGAACCCAGAUGCCAACUCUGCUCCUGUAUUGUGUCAGGUGGUGCUAUUGCAGGACCUAGCGCCAGUAAUUCCCCUUAGGGGCUUGCUUGGUUGCUUGCUUGCUCAUCCUGCGAUGUGAAUGUGCCAUCACCUCUCAUUAAUGCCUUUUUGUUAUUCACGUCAAAGAAACAGGUAGAUGCCAAAAAAAGGGGGAAAUAGAGACAGAAGGAAAAACGAUACUGAAAAAUGGAAGUGUUCAGAAGGUAGUGGGAGAGAAUCUAUUGCUCACCUCAAAAUCGCCACAUUUCAACAGAAGACUCCAAAGUGAGGCUCCGGUUUGAAAUUGAUGCACUACAGUUUAUGAGCAAAUUCGGUUCAGGUUGAUUUAAGCUUGACUGGACUACAGUUUUUCUUCCCACUCCAGAUGUUAAAUUAGCAUAGUGCACCUCGAAAGAUAUUGAAUAGUACCACCACUGACUGCUGUUGUGAACAGUUUGCAAACCUGUUGCUAUGCUGUCACUUGGAUAUCAUGACUUUUUGACCUGUGUGUGUGUGUGUGAGAAUGAUUGCAUCCCAUGCUGUCCUUCUGUUCUUUGCAGUCCCCCUGUGCCAGUGUUCAUGCUAUUUAGAGGAGUGGGAUAUGCAGAGGCAGCACAGGGAAGGGGGGAUUCCCCCCCCAAUGCCUUCUUACCUCUUUCAUUCACAGAAAGCUUUACUGAAUCAAAAAGCUUUCCAUGAAUGGAAGGACAACAUUGGAUACAUACUAUAUACUAUAUAUAUCUGAGGAAUAAUCUCAGGUAACUGCUGAGUAAUCUUUUAUGCAUCUGUUGGAAUGAGAUCCAGUUCACAAAAGCUUAAGACCAUAGAAAUCUGUUAGUCUUUAAAAUGCCACAAGACUGCUUGUGAAUGCAUAUUUCAUUUAUGUUUCUCUGUGUUACACAUUUUUUCUUGCUUAUGAGGCAAGGAAACCAUAUCAACCAUAUUUAUUCAGAUGUAAUCCCCUCUUAUUUCAUGGGGAAAGCAUUUUAAGAUGACAAUCAUAUGCACACUUACUUUAGGAGUCUGUCUCAUUUAGAUUGGUAGCUCUUACUUCCAGGUUGUUGUUGUUGCUGCUAUUAUUUAUUAAAUUUAAAUACUGCCGUUCAUCCGAGGAUCACAGGGCAGCUUCAGAUCUGUUUGUUAGAAUAGGGUUGUAAGGUGCAGUCAUCCGUAUUUACCUUUUAGGCUAGAUUUUAAACAUCAUGCUGAAAGGCUUCAGUUUCCAUACCAUUUUUUAUUUUUUUUGCCAUUAGAAAUCCUUACUAAAAGGCAAGCAGAAGAGGAAUAGAUUUAAAAAAAUGAUUUUCUAGGUAAAAUUAUUUUUCAAAAUUUUUUCAAGUUAAUGGGAUUGUUCCAUAGUAAGUCGUUUGAAAAUUGUAACCACGGUAAUUUAGUUUACAUAAAUUUAGUUGAUUAGUGGGCUUCUGAGGUUCUUUCAGGUACUUUAGCCUGUUAAGCGGUUUGAGAACUUCUAACUACUGGCUUCCUCUGCCACAUUGCACAGGCUUCAGGAAAACAUCAUGCAAGAUUCUUCAGGAAAUACAGUGAGUGUACCGAGGCUCCUGAACUACUCAAGGUGCUUUGAGUGCAUUUAACUUUGGCCUCACAGCACACACACCCAGGAUGUUUUCUCCUUAAAACUAAUUUAUUGCCUUUGCACAAAUCAACACCCAACUUCCUGUGAGGAGACUAACACAAUGGAGCACUUAUCCAGUCUAAAUAUAAGCUGUGGCAAGGCAUAUUUAUACUGUAAUAAGUUUCUCAAGAGGUGUGGGACACCUUCCUCUCUCUAUAAAUAGUUGGGCUAAAGAACUAGAAAAUGAUUGGAUAUGUCAUCUGGACUUGAAAUGUUUGGAUAUAUAAUUAGGUUCCAAGUUUGUUCUUGCUAUCAUAAGUUGGUGUUCUUCAGUAAAUGUGGGCCAGUAAAUUGAAGCUGAAUCUUGAAAAAAUAGAGGUGCUGUUCUGCGUUCCGAGUUCUUGAGUGUGGAAGAUGGAAAGAUGGCCUAUUUUUGAUGGGAUUGCAGUCACCUGAAAGGUGCAGAUCUGUAGCUUGGGGGUGUUCCUGGAUCUAACACUGUCACUGGAGGCUCAGAUGUGCCUUUUUCCAACUCUGACUGUUUUGUCCCUCAUGGAUAGAGAUGACUUGGCCACUCUAUUGCACCUUCUGGUAACCUCUGGAUUAUACUGUUGCAAUGCAUUUUACUUCAGGCAGCCCUUGAAAACAAUUUAGAAACUUUAGCUGGUUCAAAAUGUGGCAACCAGAUUACUGGCCAGGGUUCCUCUUAGAUGUCAUAUAAACCCUAUUUUAAAACAGCUGCACUGGUUGCCAGUGUGUGAAUUAGGCCCCAGAUAUAUGAAUGAGAAUAUAUAUAUAUAUAUAUAUAUAUACACACACACACACACAUACACACAUAUAUAUAUAUACACACACACACACACACAGUCAUACCUCGGGAUAAAUACGCUUCAGGAUAAGUAUUUUUGGGUCGCGCUCCGUGGCGACCCGGAAGUAACAGAGUACAUUACUUCCGGGUUUCGCCACUCACGCAUGCACAGAUGGCCAAAAUGAUGUCACGCAUGCGCAGAAGUGGCGACACGCGCAGACGCGCUGUCGCGUCUUACGUUCCGUUCGGGAUGCGAAUGGGGCUCCGGAACAGAUCCCGUUUGCAUCCCAAGGUACCACUGUGUAUGUGUGUGUACACACACACACACACACACACACACACACACUGCCUUCAUCCAGAGGGGCUUUUCUUGGUAGUUUCACCGCCCUCAGGAUUGAGAGGAAUGGCAGCCCAGGGAAGGACUUUCUUUGUAGCAGCCCCCAAAUUGGGGAACUCCUUUUGCACAGAGGUUAUGUUCUGGGGUUGGUGCAUAGAUAUAAACGCACAUGAACAGUCUUACCUUCUGGAGCCAGUGUGCCAAAUGGUCUUUGCCCUCAAGCAGGGCAGAGAGCUUUAAAACUCCCACUCUCUGGUUGGCUUUUACAAGAUCUUGUGGGGCCAUUGGAGAUCUUGCGAGAGCCUCCCAGAGCGUUGUAAGAAAACCAGAGAGCUUAAAAGUUCAUUCUGGCAUCAGCCCAGUGCCAUAUAGGCACAUCAGCAACAGCAGUUUGGUCGCAGUAUGGGGGCGAUGAUUACUGCUCUGUUGUCCUCAACACCUGCUCAUGAUACUGCGUUUUGGGAUUGCUCACUGAUAUUUAAAGAAAUGUAGCUCCAUUGAAAGUGUUUCACAGGUACUGAAGUGCUGAGUGACAUGGAGUUGCUGUUCAAAACGGCACUGUCCUUUCUCCCUUGUAACCUGCCACAUCAUAAUGUCGGCAUGCAACACAUUUCUCUGCCUGCGCUCCACCCCUUAAAUGACAGGGAUGGGGAAAUACACAACACAGUGACAUCACAACAUGGCUAAGUGCUGAUGAACACUAUUGUGGGGAGUGGAGUGGAGAGACUUUAACAGGGAGGUUCUUUCUUUCUUUCUUUCUUCCUUCUUUUUUUAACAGCAACACACCUGUUAUAUCUAGUUCCACUCCAAGAAGUUUCCUUAAGCGUGUUGAGGUAGCACGCCAAAAUGUCACUUCCUUAAAGCUGUGCUAAGGUGCCUUAUGCCCAUUGUUGAGGGCUAAGAGUUCCCAGCCUCACUGAACAGCCAGCAAGUAGGUUGUGCUCCUUUAUCUUAUCACAUGUUUGUCAAAGGGAAAAAGUAAACAACCUGCCAUUUUUUAAAUUUGUGUAGACAGAAUUAUGGAAUUGUAUUUUUCAACUUCCUUUGUUUAAAUUUGCUGUGGCUGGGAUGCAACGUUUGUUUGUUUGUUUAUUAAACUUGUAUACUUUGUUGUAUGCAUGUUUGUCUUGUUAGCCAACUUGAAUAUUUAUUGAUAAAAAAGCAAGGGAGAAUCUCUUCAAAUAAACAAACAAUACAAGAUAGAAACACUGUAAUUGUUUUUUAUGUACAGAAGCAAUUAAAAUAGGAAUGCCUAUAAAUAAACUUGUAAUAUAGCAUCUUUGUAUAAGCUGAGAGGCAUGAAUAGAAAUUCAGUGAAGCUAUAUUCUGUUUGUACCAUUUGUGGCUUUUAUACUUGCCUUCUUAAGCCAGGGGGAAAUAGGUAACCAUAGAUAGAUGUGGAUUCUUAUCACAGUCGUAAUGUCUGAAACCACUUGCUUUAUCAUGUGACUGUUUGGUGUAGUUUCUCCAUCAGAUGAUGCUAUCGUAUGGCCUUGUUUACUGGCUAUGAAUCUCCAUUAGUCAGGAAGCCAAAUUAAUUGUUGUGAUAAUGGAGCAAAUACACCAACAAUUUGCAAUACUGAAGAUUGUGGCAGGCUGUUAGCAAUAAGGCUUCAGGGAAGGUAUAGGCUGUGAUCUAAAGGGACAUACGCAUAUGCCUCCUGCAUGCUCCUGCAUUUUUGCAUUUUCAUUGCAACCUCACAUAGCUCUUCUACAACACUUCUUCCCCAAGUUCAGCCAGUAGUUUGGGGGAUUUGGUGUGAGAACAGUUUAUAGGAAACCUGCCAGUAGUGUCUGCGUAGUGUUUGAAACCUGUUGUGCAGGUUUCCCUUCUAACCACUCUCCUGGAAACUGAUAUAUUUGGAUGCAUGUGUGUCUCUUUGUGUCACAGCUGUUGUCCCCUCCUAAGCCCUGUAAUGUGCUUUCUGUGGAACAUUUAGAGCCGUGGUUCUCAACCUGUGGGUCCCCUGAUGUUGUCAGACUACAACUCCCAUCAUUCCUAGCCAGCAUGACCAGUGGUCAGGGAUUAUGGGAGUUGUAGUCCAACAACAUCAGGAGACCCACAGGUUGAAAACCACUGGUUUAAAGGAUCUGCCAUGAGUGUUUCUGUGGCUGCUACAUCCUCCCUAUCACAAAAGAGCAGGACACAUCCAUGAGCCAAGUUGCUGGUUGUCUCAAGUAGAAAGGAGAGCCAUCACACAAUGUUUUAUCCUUGAUUCUGUUGCAUAGCUUGUUUGUUGAACUUGUGAGCUGCUUUGGGCACCAUUGAGCUUGGAAUUAAAUUCUUAAUUAGAAGGAGUUGAACACUACAGGUAGACUUUCUGUAUGUCCACCUUAAUUCUCUAUCAGGUACCAUUCACUUGAGGAAAGUGGCCCUUUUGAGCUACAGGUUGAAGUUGGAUAUUCCUCCUCAGGUAAGCACACGGGAGAUCUCACUGUUCUUGUGUUUUCUGAUACUUUUCUAGAACAAGCUGAAGUCAUCACAGAAAGAUAAAGUUCGACAGUUUAUGAUCUUCACACAGUCCAGCGAAAAGACCGCAGUGAAUUGCCUGUCUCAGAAUGACUGGAAGCUAGAUGUUGCAACAGAUAACUUUUUCCAAAAUCCUGAACUGUAUAUACGAGAAAAUGUUAAAGGAUCAUUGGACAGAAAGAAGUUAGAACAGCUAUAUAAUAGAUAUAAAGGUAAGUAUAGUGCAGUUUUUCUUUUUCUUUUAAAAAGGUGUGUUAAAUGCAUCAUUUUGCUGGCAAUAGAUUCCAUUUGGAAUCCAGGCCAGAAACUUGAGUUUCAGCUGUGGCCAGAACAGACCAAGAACGCAGUGCCCUAUAAGCAUUACAACAAAGGCUACCCUUUAUUUAUGACAUUUUUAUCCCACCCUUCCUCUAGGCAGCUCAGGGUGGGAAACAUUCCCCCACCAUCCCACAUUGUAUCCUUGCAACAACCAUGUGAGGUGGCUUAGACUGAGAGAUGGUUAAAGGGUCUUAAGGUGAGCGUCAUGGCUGAAAGUAGAUCUGGACCUGGGUCUUCCUUCUGAUUGCUACACAGAUGCUCGUUCUUGCCGUCAUGCUGCUAGACUUACUGGCAGAGCAUCUGGGUUGCCCAGUUUGUUCUCAUCCUCCCAGGCAAUCAUUUGUCAAGCCAUCUCAUCAACCCUGAGACACAGGAAAGCCUUCCUUUUCCUUCUCCCGAGAAUCUUUUGUGCUGGACUGCAUUUUAACUCCUCUUCACAGAGGUAAAAUCCAGUCCUUCAGGGAGCACAUUGGGUUGAGUCAUGCUCUCUUUCUUGAAAUGGGAAUAAGUGACCCACCUUCCAAUGCAAUUGUGAUUGCAGGUAAGAUGAGGUUUGCAGAGGGAACACACUUAAAACAGUGCAUAAAAGUGAAUGCUAUGUAGCAGCUGACAGCAUUUAAUGGCCUUAGGAAGCAGGUUCUUGAACGAGUGCUUGGCCGCCAUACCUUUUAUUAGAAAUGGUUUCAGAAAGACGGAGACUUCCAUUCAUUUUAUUUUGUUUCUCUCUUAUACUCCAAGAUCCUCAAGAUGAGAAUAAAAUUGGCAUAGAUGGCAUACAGCAGUUUUGUGAUGACCUUGCGCUUGACCCUGCCAGUAUUAGUGUAUUGAUCAUUGCCUGGAAGUUCAGAGCUGCGACGCAAUGUGAAUUUUUAAAAACGGAAUUCAUGGAUGGGAUGACAGAACUAGGGUAAGUGCUCAACAACUCUAUGAAAGUAGGCGGGCCAUGCUAUUCUGUGCAUGGAAAGGUUUGUACUUCCAUGCUUGAAGCAGAAUCUUACGUAACUCAGGAAGAGCCAUUCAAACUCUUAUCUGGUGGAGGAAUUUGUAUUAUGUGUUUGUGUCUCUAUGAAUGAACACAAUUUAUUUCGCACACACUUGAUUUCCCAGUGCCAGCCUCAGGUGCAGCUUUGCCAUAGCAUCUCUGGGCUCCUUUCAAUGCCAUGCAAAGGGCUCCUGGCAGCUCCCUCAGUCCCCACGAAGCUCCUAGGAAAUCAUACAUACUGCUACUUUCAACUCAGUAACAAUAUAGGUCAGGGCCAUACGCUGAAAUUUAAAACAAAAUGCUCCAUGCAAAUCUUCAGCUACAAGGCAUUCAGACUAUCUGAUACAUACAUUUGCUCAGCGUUUUGUCUUCUAAAUGCCAAUAAGCAUGUCGAUGCAAGGUUCGAUUGAGGUAUGAGGGAGCACAGAUGGUGUAUUUGAGCAUGGCAUUCUUUGCGCUCCUGAUAAUGCAUUUCUUUGAGACCUUGUCUGUUCACAAGAACAACUCACCAUCUGCCAGAUUGUUGAGAUUAAACAGCCUGUUUUCAAAUGUUGCCCCUUCCCAGCUGUGGUAUUUUGCUUGAUUCUUCUUUGAUGGUGUUUGCCGCUGUAAUCGUAUUCAUAGAUUUGAACAGAAGAGGAGCUGGUGCCCAAAGGGGGUUUCUUGAAUUUCUUGGAGAGGUGGCCCCAGCCUCUGCCUCCCAGGAAAGUUCCACAAAUGUGUUGGUGAUAAUGUAUUUUCAGCACCGCUUAAUAGAAAAGAGAGCUUCAGGAAUGAUCAGACUAUAUAUAUGUGACAUUCCUUUUUUUUUGUUAAAGCAACUAUUUAGUAAUGCCAUUUUACAAAGUAUUUAGAACAUGAUCCUAAACUAAUGCACAGGUAAACUUUUGUGUUUGUUUGUUUUUUAAACCAAACCACUAAACCCAACAACAGAUGUGACAGCAUAGAAAAACUAAAGGCCCAGCUUCCAAAAAUGGAACAAGAAUUGAAAGAGCCAGGAAGAUUUAAGGAUUUUUAUCAGUUUACCUUCAACUUCGCAAAGAAUCCGGGACAAAAAGGUUUAGGUAUGUAUGCCAAUAUUUCCUUGUACAAGUCAGGGUCCAUUAUUGGGCUACAGCUGAAUGUGAUGAGAGGAAACACCCCUUGCCUCCAAAGUGGUGUUUACACGUUGAGAUUACCUCAGUACACUUCCCUAAGCAAACGUAUCUUCUUGGAAAAGUGUCCUGAUACGUUGGCAUGCUUGCGCACUGGAGGACUGACGAUAAGUUUGGUGCGUUCAGUAGUGUUUCUAAGUUCUCUUUUCCAAAAGCAUUUUCAAUUGACAAGGAAUUGUAAGAAUUAUAACAAAUAAGCUGUAUUUGAAACUUGGUAUAGUUUAGGAGGGACGCAGGUGGCACUGUGGCCUAGGACUUGCCGAUCAGAAGGUCGGCGGUUCGAAUCCACGUGACGGGGUGAGCUCCCGCUGCUCGGUCCCUGCUCCUGCCAACCUAGCAGUUCGAAAGCACGUCAAAGUGCAAGUAGAUAAAUAGGUACUGCUCUGGCGGGAAGGUAAACGGCGUUUCCGUGUGCUGCUCUGGUUCGCCAGAAGCGCCUUUGUCAUGCUGGCCACAUGACCCGGAAGCUGUAUGUUGGCUCCCUCAGCCAAUAAAGCGCGAUGAGCGCCGCAACCCCAGAGUCGGUCAUGACUGGACCUAAUGGUCAGGGGUCCCUUUACCCUUUAUAGUUUAGGAAGCAAUCUUUGUCACAGCGUGCAAAGCUGUCCAGGGGGAGGGAGGGAGAAGGUGAUGCCGCAUUGAACAUGGGCAAACUCCUGCCUGCACGCUGCCUUUAAUAUCUUGGGGAAAGGGCGGAUACCCAGGAUCAUGACUGGGAAGCCUUGGGCCUUCCGGAUGUGGCUGGACUACAACUUCCAUCAUCCCUGACCAUUGGCCAGGCUGGCUGGGACAAACAGGAAUUGGAGCCCAACCACAUCUGGAGAACCACUCAUUCCCCAGCCCAAGAUCCCGAAACACUCUUAAAUGUUACUGUACUAAGAGAGUGUUCUUUGCAACCCUCACUUUUACUGUGCAAUUCCCGAACAGGUGUGUCUGGACAAGCGGGGAGGGGGAAAGCCUCAAUUACUUAUUUAAUUACCCGUUUUCUUUAAUGUUGCAGACUUAGAAAUGGCCAUCGCCUACUGGAAUUUAGUACUUCAUGGACGAUUUAAAUUCCUAGACUUGUGGAACAAAUUUUUAUUGGUAAGCGCAAGUAUGGAUUGCCUCAUUAGUAAUGACUAAGUGCCCAGUUCUGGGAGGUUCUGCAGCCUGACUCUUCCCUACGGGACCCAGAUCAACAAUCUUUGCGGCACGUGGCAUUGGUCAGCAGCUAGUGGCCCACCACCCAAAUCCACACUGUAGAUAACCGGCAGCUUUCCUUGCCCCAAAACCUUGUUUGAUUUUAAAACUUGAAGAAAGAGGGUGUUGGGAUGACAACCAGAAGCAGAAAUCCCAAAUGGCAUUCUUUUAAAAAAGGAUUAUUUUGGAUAUCUCUUACAGAAUUAUUUUGGGGGUUCCCCCCGACCCAUCAUGGUUCUAAAGCCUGUGGGACUUGCAGCUGUGUAAGGCACCUGACUGGCUUUGCUGCAAAAACGGGCCUGUAUGGUGGGCUGUGCUUGACUUCACAGGUCAUAUGUGAACAUGCAGUGGUGCUGCAGGUUUUGUAUCUUGAGCCACUAGCCCAGUCUGUUCUUAUUGGCAGUAGCUCCCUAUGAACAGGAUUCAUAGCCAGUCCUAAGGGCCUCUCAGCUGGAGAUUGAAGCUGGGACAUUCUGCACACUCUUGCAUUAGACAAAGCCUUUCCUCUGGCCCUUCCAGGGUUGUCAUGUGUAGCUAAUGCUUUUCACACUCUGAUUUCCCUCAAAACAGGAACAUCAUAAAAGAUCUAUACCAAAGGACACUUGGAACCUUCUUCUAGACUUCAGCGCGAUGAUCGCAGAUGAUAUGUCGAAUUAUGACGAGGAAGGUAAAGUUGCUAUUUGUUCCUCUUGGGGCACUUUGGCCUGUGUGGAGUGCUCUGUCCCCAAGAAGCUUCUCUCCUUAAGUGAUCCUGCUUUUGCCCUGGACCUUCUGUAUUUUCUUGUUGGCUUCCCCUCCUACUAUAAUUUUCAAUUUGUUGGAAAUCCCUGAUAUCAUAAGGGGCACAGUGGGUAUUAAAACAGUUUCUGGAAAAGUAAAGCCGCUCAUUUCUUGCGUAUACCGAGCUGAAUCCAGGACUUGAACAAUUCUAGUCAUUGCCAUCCUCAUAGUGACCACGAAUCUAAUUCUGGCAAGCCAGCCUCUCCACAGCAAGGAACACCUGUUGUUGUUUCCACUAUUGAGUUGCUUCUCCUCUUACGCUGCUCAGUUGGGUUGCCAGGUUGGCUCCCGCACCACUGAAUCUGCCACACCUCCGUGUCUGAUUGGCUGAAGUAGCAACCAUGUGUGACUUCCCUUUCUGCCUGCCCUUGAAUGUUUUGCUCAGCUCCCCAGACUUGCUCUCUUCACGUCCCUUGGGUGCGAACGAGGAGCUGCCUGUUUCUGCAUGAGGGGAAAACCAAGAUGGCGGGGCGAAAGACAGUUCUUAGCUGUGUACAGCAGGGGUGGGGGAUCUUGUUCAGUUUGAGGGCUGCCUUUCCUUCUUAGCCACCUUCCUUCCAGGGGCCAUUUGGCAGUAGUGGGUGGGACCCGAUGUAGAUGCAGAUGGAACAAUGAAGGUGAACUGUACCUUCAUUUGGUGGGCAAGCUCCUGCACAUGCUCUCCCCUCCGGCCAGGCAAACGAGGCAUUUUCAGAACACAAUCCAGCCAGGAGUAACACCCCAUGAAAGAAGCGAAGUAGGACAAUGGGUGGUGGUUCGGAGAGACUCUCAUGGAUCAGAUAGAGAGGCUUGGAGCAUCUCUAUAAAGAGGAGUGCAGAAAACAAGGGGGGAACAAGCCUUGUAAACUUCUCUUUUGUGCUGUGCAGGGGUAAGGCUGCACUUGCAUGGCGGGGAGCAAACGGCACUCUGCCCACAUUUCAAAGCUUUUUAAAUAUAACCCUGCUGGCCCAUUGCUUGAUCCAAAGAUCUCCUUCUGCAGCAGGGUGCUGUGUGUGGCUCUGUGAAUGCUAAUCUUUCUUUUCUUUUUUUAAAUUGUAUAAAAAAAACCCAAAAUUAGCAUAUCCAAGAAAAAAACUUAGCAUUCCAUCUUAUAGAACCUUGUAUAAAGUUUUCUGACUAAUUGCUCUCACUUUUUAAAAAGUUUGUGUUCAAAUCCUGUCCCAGGAUUAAAAAAAUUAAGAUUAUUUAAUUAUUAUUAAAUGAUGAAAAUAAAAAUACUGGCCAAAAUUGAAGGGCUGUUCUGAGGUAACAAGGCAUGGGAAGAGCUUGGAACGCAUAAAGUGCUAAAUAUUUUCUGGUGACAUUUUCUUGUAACAGCUAGGGGGGCAAAUUAUAGUCUCCAACUCUUCAGAUAAGGCAUUCUGCAAGCUUAAUAAUUCCACCCCUCUCCCUUUUUCUUCCAGGGGCAUGGCCUGUUCUUAUUGACGACUUCGUGGAAUUUGCACGCCCUCAAAUUGCUGGAAUAAAAAGUACGACAGUGUAGUGCUAAAUGAACCUUCUAGAAUGUACAUAGUCUGUACAAAAUAAACAACAUGGGGGAAAAUUGCACAGUCAAUUUCUGCUGACUGACUGAACAGGACUGAAGACCAAUCCUCAAGAAAUAAAGGCUGGGGGUUGAGUCAAACCUUUAAGGAUCUACUUUGGACCAUAUCAGACGAUGGGUGGUUUGGGCUUCUCAUCUAGCCUGGGCCAGCCUUGCCCAUUUGAAAACUCCAGCAUUGUGGAUAUCAUUCUUUUUCUUUUUUAAAAAAUGAAGCACCCUAAUCCUUUCCAUAAAUCUUAAAAUGCUUUUUGGAUUUUUUUUUUUUUAAUUUCUUGUUCCUCCUAAAGGCACAUGCUGUCUUCACCAAGCAAAAUCUUUUGACGUAAUAAUUUCACAGAUCAGCAUCGCAAUCUGUUUCAGAAAAGCUUCAAGUAGCACACCUUUGGGCUAGCUGCAAAGACUUUGCUGAGAAUAUCCUAAAAGAGUGAUUCGUUGGAUCUGGUUCCGUACGGUCCGUUCACAGCUAUUGUCUAUGUGAGUGGCAAGGGGUUUCUUUGCUUUGCUCUGGCAAAAGGUCUGGGCUUUUCUGCCCGCCAAUAUCGGGCUAUCCAGCUAUGUAGGUGCUUGACUGAAGUUCUGUUGUGUCUAAUAGUGAAUGCUGCUGAAACGCAGGACAGAUACGGCGCUCAACAGUAUCCAUAUUUUAAUAAUCUAGUCGGAAACACUGGGUGCCUAAUGUUGAAAGGUGAACCAUCCUUUAGGGCCCCGAUCCUCAGUAGCUGGGCCAUGUGAAUCUUGCUAAGUCUCUGCCUCUUGCUUCUUGCUGUCCCCCCUGCCAACACUUGGUGGCUUCCCUUGUCUGCCAGCACUCCAGCCUUGACCACCGCGUUUCUUUGCAAUGCCAUGCAUGCAGAGAGAAAGAGGCAGGGCCUGGAAUACCUGUGCCCACCUAAAUUAGUGAUACCCUCUCCACCACCACGCCCUCAGUAGACUGUCUUGCAGCUAACUUGGAUGACACCAUUCCAGGGCGGCAGGGGUGUCCACCUUCUUCAGGGAAUUGGGGCACUUACUAUUACCCCUCAAUCCUUGGGGCAAAGUAUCAUGGGUCAUGUUAUUUCUAACUUCCAAGAGUGGGGUCGAGUUUUCCGAUAGAAAGACCAGCAGGAUUCAUCCUAGAAUGUGGGUGAUAAGUUGCUCACAACUGCUCUUAGUUACCCAAUAAAUUUUUUUGUAGCAUCUCUUUGUCCAGGAAAUCUUUCCCGCCCCCAUUAACUUCUACUGAAAUGUUAUAACUUGAAUACAGUACUGAAUUUAUAAUGUUUGCUACACGAUACAUAUAAUCCUUGAUUAGGGCCAACAGAGGUUUUUGAUCGUGGGUAUAACAAUGAGUGUGAUAUGCAUUUUCUUCUAUACUUGAUGGUUUGAGCCAUUAAUACAAAAUUUUUAUGGUGUUAGCGGUACUGACAUUAUGGUCCACGCCCUUCAUUGGUGACAGGCAACUUACCAUAUUAACCGCAAAUCGCUGUGGUUGUCAAAACAGAGGGAUCCCUACUGCGAGCAAAAGUUCUGCCAGGCUCUAGCACAUAGACACCUUGAGCAAGCAGGAACGCCUCAAUUCAUUUUUGCAAUCGUGGCCACAGAAAUCCCUGCGUGAGGUUAUUGCUCGCCCAAGAGCUCUCCUGCUUAAGUGAAGCCUUUGUGUGAGCUCCAGACUUGCUGGGUUCACAAGUUUAUCUUUCCCAAGCAAGUACAUAGUAUAACUAGCAUAAUCCGGCCAAAUAGGUUAAGCACUAUUAGUGGGAGAGUCUUAAGUGUAUCGUUGACUCUUUAGUGGUGCUUAACUUUGGCUGGGUCAGGCGAAAGAAAUGUUUUGCUUAACCAUGGUGAAGAAACUGGGAGUGCGCUUUGGGCUCAUGAACCCCUCUUCCCUUUUAGCCGUGUGUAGCAAUCCCAUCUCCCCAAUGCUUUUAAGAUAGAGUUUGAAACUUAAGUGAAGGAGCUAGUUUGCAUACCUUGGUUAAAGUUGACUACAGUAUUGAUCUUGGUUCAAGUGCCACACUAAACAUGGUUAAUAAAAGGAAUGGGGAGAGAUCUGGCAUGGGAGAGAAUUAGUGGGAGCCCCUGGGAUCUCCCAGUCUUCCCCAGUGCCUAAGCAACGGGGAAACUUUUGCAUCUGAACUAGGCUCCACUGCACUUCAUCUGCUUCUACACUUGUGUCCAGUUCACAGAGUCUGGCUUAUCCUUUUGAGCCAUGGCUUUAGUCCUUGUGUUUUAACAUGGCAAAAGCAGCACUUGAAACGCCUUCUGGCUAUAAUGUCAUGUAACUUCACGAGCGAUACUAAGCUGUUUUCUGGAAAUCAUUUCGCAGAGGAAACAUGAGUUGUUUUCCCCAUCCGAUAUUAGAAGUCCUUUUCUAAUCUUUUAAAAAAGGAAAAGUUCAGGCUUGGCAUAUUGUGUCCUAUCUCAUUUAUCCAUAAAAUUAGAAAGAAAGAAAGAAAACACUUAUGCACAUGCUAAAUAAUUUUAGGGAAAAUACUUGAGUAUUAAAUUGCUUUAUCUUUUUUAAAACCUGUAUGAAGUUGUGAGAAAGGGGCUUCCCUUUUUCCCAGCUGUGCCCUUUUGGUAAAGCUCAGUCUUGUGUUAAUUUAAGAAAACCAUUAGAUAAAAAUUGGGAAUCCCUUCUUCAGAAGCCAGAGUUGGCAAAGUCAAAUAUAUUGCUUUACUGCUUGCAUUGUUUCUUUUCUCUCUCUCGUGUAAAUAUCAGUGGAGACUUGAAUUAUGAAAACUACAAGGUGUGUGUGUGCUGUUUUCGGUCUUAAGAAAAUUUGGGUACAGUUUUUUCAGAAUGAGUCAUUGAUGUAUGUAUGCUGUGUAUUUUUUGUGUUUUGGUGUUCUUUUCCCCCCCAAAUGAGAUGUACUUAACUCUGUCCCUGUGGAGAAGGUUGGGGCAUAAAUGCUGUGCUGUUUUUUGUUUCUUUUUAAAGAUAAUUCCUUUUGCAAUGUUGAGGCCUUUUCAACAAAAUGGAUUUUGCCAUCAGUUUGGUACUACACAAUUUAUAAUUACUGUGUAAUUAUAAAACUGCAUUACAUAAAGCAUUGCUGUCUUAAGUAGCAGAGAAACUAAGGUUAUUUGUGUGAUCGCCUCUCUGAAUUUUAAGAAGAGUGUUCAGUUCAACAGGCACAAACUGGUCAAAUUUUCUUUUCAGUGGGAAGUGUGCUAUCAAAUCAGCGCUUGGUUGGAUUGUGUCCAGUGGCAAGAGAUGUUUGGCUUAUUGUUGGCUUGCUUCUGAAUGUAAAUGCCCAGCUCUUCGAGAGACUGAAAAAUGCCCAAACUUUAUGCCCAUUUGUAUGUGUGUGUUGAUUUUUUUAAAAAAAAUAAUUAAAAGUUGUGAACUUUUUGGGUUGAUAGUAUUCAUAAAAUCAACCCACUCUUCAACUUGGCAGUAAUCUUCCCCUUCACAAAUCACUUUCUUUUGCCAAAUAUUAGAAAAAGUGAACGCUUAAACAAAAUUCAAACCCUCGUAUUUGAUCUUUUUAUAUAUAUAUAUAUACCAAUAUGUAGAAUUAGAAAUACCUUGCUACAUGAAAAUAUUUGGGAAUCAAGGCUUUUAUUUCAGUCACGUGAUCAGAAUCUGUAAGUUAAAUUGUAACUACCUAGAAAAAUCCCUCCGACAGACCAGAGGCAAUAAAGUUCCGGCCCAGUUGUCAUGGUGAACCUUUCUCAUGAAUUUUGUUGUUUAAAAAAACAAUCCCAAACUUGAUGCAUUCUAAAAAAAUUUUUUAAAGCAAAAGCAACUCAUGGCAAGGAAUGAGAAAGCAGAACCUUGCUAACAGCCUCCUGUUUGCCAUGACACACCACGACUUUCUGGUUGCACAGUGGAGGGGUUUUUAUUCCCAGCCAUGGCACAUUGCUUUGAGAUUACUUGGGGCGGGUGGGGGAGAGAGACUGAGGAACCUCCAUGUUUAAUGUGGUUGGUCCAAAAGCUACAGCAUUUGUCUCUUGAUCAACCUGUUAAAUAAAGUAACUUAUUUCUUAAAACUGUUCUCUGAUGAAAAUCCAUUUGAAUAAGUUAAAAGACGAUUCAUAUAGCUUUAAAAGCUUUAAGGUGACUUUUCUUAUGGGUCUUGUUUUCAAAAUGUGAUGGGAAUUUCCAGAGGGCUCUCUUGAGCAAGAGGAGCAGGUUAACUUAGGAACGUUUUACAG